This is a messenger RNA of Fibroporia radiculosa, 1665 nucleotides long. RefSeq lists its product as uncharacterized. The coding region runs from base 1 to 1665 and encodes 554 amino acids. The record is from RefSeq and is a predicted model, not a curated record. The transcript has 2 exons. NCBI's taxonomy places the organism in Eukaryota, Fungi, Basidiomycota, Agaricomycetes, Polyporales, Fibroporiaceae.
AUGCUUGACCCAUUUAGCCCCGACUCCAUGGGAAAAGACCUGGACCCCAAAGCCGACAAGCCACUAUGGCCACUUUCAUCGUACGGCCCUGCAAAGUAUCAGCCGACCGUCAUCGCGAGUUUUGAUGAGUCUCCAGAAGAACUACGUGCCAAGGCAGCCCUAGCAGCUAAAGCGGGCACAAUUUCAGAAUAUAUGAAGUAUGAAGCUGAGCGGAUUGCGGCUGCUGAACAAGCCUUUGGAAAUGCCAAGGCAAAUGUUCAACAAGUCUACGACCAAGCUGUUCACGGCGGUCAAAAUCAAGCUUCAGGCAGUACUACGGGGUUCGGGGGCUCCGCUUUCGGUACUGAGUCAAGCUCUGCGUUUGGAGGACCCGCAAAUCCAUCUGUUUUUGGAAAGCCGUCUGGUGCUUUCGGCUCUGGAAAUGCUUUGGGAAGCGGAACAUCGACUUUUGGCUCUGGCGCCACGACCUCGGCGUUUGGCCAGCCUUCUUUUGGGCAGACAUCCUUGGGGCAACCGGCACAAGGAAGCUCCGCCUUUGGGCAGCCUUCCCAAACAACGUCAGUGUUUGGGCAGCCGUCGCAACCAACUUCGGCGUUCAGUCAACCUGCGCAAGGUAACUCUGCAUUCGGUCAACCCGCGCAGAGCACGUCUGCCUUUGGACAGCCAGCACAAAGCGCAUCAGCCUUUGGACAAGCUGGCCAAGGCACGUCAGCUUUUGGACAACCAGCGCAGAAUCCCACCUCUGCGUUCGGACAGGCAACUUCAAAUUCACCAGCAUUUGGCCAAUCUACUCUUAUUAGACCUGCGACAGGAGCGUUUGGCUCUACGGGGUCCACCUCAGGAGGAUUCAGUGCCUUUGCAAAUCCGUCCUCCUCGACCAGCGCUGGUCCUGGUAGUGGAAGCGGGGGCGCGUUUUCCGCCUUUGCAGGCCAGCAGGCUUCUGCGUUUGGUUUGGCUGCGGCUGCAAACGCCCUGAGCACAACGAGUGGGUCUGUCUUUGGGCAGCCAUCGCUGGGAACCACGACACCAGCUAGCUCGCCUUCGGCAUUUGGAAGCACAGCCCCUACAGCACCUGCAUUCGGGUCAACGUCUGCUUUCGGUGCGCUCGCAAAUUCGGGCUCUGCGCCCACUUCGAGCACGACUGCUGCGCCAUCCGCAUUUGGCCAGCAGCCCUCUGCCUUCGGGUCGUCUGCAUCCGCGCCAGUGGCCUCCGCCUUCGGUUCACAACCCGCCGCAUCUGCGGUUAGUUCGCAGGGUGCGUUUGGCUCGACCAACAAUGCGGUGCAAUCAGCAUUUGGCACUCCGGCUUCCCAGCCGGCGACGUCCGUGUUUGGAUCGUCCACUCAACAGCCCGUGUCUGUAUUCGGCUCUGCAGCGUCGUCACAGCCUGCAUCCGCGUUUGGUUCGGUCCUUGCACAGGCAACGUCUGCGUUUGGAGCUGCUCCUGCUCAGUCACAACCCGCAUCACAAAUCCAAUCAGGCCCACCAGAUUUCGUCGCGGCGCGAGCGCGAAUAAGGUGCAAGCCUGGGGUCGACAAGUGCGCGUCGAUGAUUCCAGAUAAUUACAUGCAGCUGCUCCCGGCUGAAGUGUUGGAGGCGUUCAAGAGCGAACACUUUGAAUGGGGACUGAUCCCCGAGUUUGUGCCGCCAAAGGAGCUGCGAUGA